Molecule: messenger RNA, 564 nt
Organism: Marmota flaviventris (yellow-bellied marmot)
Lineage: Eukaryota; Metazoa; Chordata; Mammalia; Rodentia; Sciuridae
Source: RefSeq, a predicted model, not a curated record
GUGGCCAUCUGUCAGCCUCUGCUGUACAGGGUGGUCAUGUCCCCUAGAGUCUGUUCUCUGCUGAUGUUGGGUUCUUACUUGAUGGGGUUUGCUGGUGCCAUGGUGCACACAGGGUGCAUGAUCAGGCUCAGCUUUUGUGACUACAACCUCAUUAACCAUUAUAUGUGUGACAUUGUCCCACUGCUCCAGCUCUCCUGCAGCAGCACAUAUGCCAAUGAACUUGCAAAAUCUGUUGUCGUGGGGACAGUUAUCAUUGUAUCUAGCCUCAUUAUCUUCAUCUCCUAUGCUUUGAUUCUUUACAAUAUCAUUCAUAUGUCUUCAGCUAAGGGUUGGUCCAAAGCCAUGAGCACCUGUGGUUCUCACAUAGUAGCUGUUGGCCUGUUCUAUGGAUCUGGGCUGCUCACUCAUGUCAAGCCAUCAUCUUCUGGGUCUGUGGACCAGGGGAAAUAUUUCUCACUUAUUUACACUUUUGUGGUGCCAGCGCUGAACCCUCUCAUUUACAGCCUCAGGAACAAGGAUGUCAAAGUUGCUCUGAAGAGAACCCUGAAGAGAGUCACAAACUGA